Osmerus eperlanus (European smelt) is the source of this 2839-nucleotide messenger RNA. RefSeq names its product WD repeat containing, antisense to TP53 (gene wrap53). Gene Ontology annotation, biological process: Cajal body organization. Gene Ontology annotation, molecular function: protein binding; RNA binding. Bases 410 to 2098 code for a protein of 562 amino acids. Gene Ontology annotation, cellular component: Cajal body. The transcript is spliced from 11 exons. NCBI's taxonomy places the organism in Eukaryota, Metazoa, Chordata, Actinopteri, Osmeriformes, Osmeridae. The record is from RefSeq and is a predicted model, not a curated record.
ACGUCGAAUCUCGCGAUAGCACCAUAACAACAGUGGGUAUAUCAUGGCGGCUCCCUGUGACUUCAGCAGCAUGAGCUCGUAACUACCAGCUGCAACUCUUUAUCUUCAAAACGAAAUAGUUUAAUAAUUUGGAGCCUAUAAACAAUUCAAGAACGUAGAGAAGCUACCGAGGACCGAAGCUGGCAUUACAGUGUGCGACGCAGACCAUAAAGCCAUCCCUCGGUGUCCAGUGAGUGCUGUGAUGUCCCCGCCAUCUCACAGACUCAGACAGCUACACUGCCGGAGGAAACACUACCCGAGUAGCACCUACCUCACCCACGUCUGACGGCUGCGGCAGCGAAUCCUGAAGGCAGACAGCAAGGAAUAACAAGAGGUGUUUCAACUAGGAAAAAGUUCCAGAACAAUAGAUAUGUCUGGUCCAGUCGAGAGUGGUGAAAGUGGAGGGGUAGGCAGUGCAGGGCAGGAUGCAGAGGCAGACGGCGAGCCCCCUCAAUCGCUGCAUCGUCCUGCCCAGGAGGAGAGCUGGGUGCUGGGAGAGCCAGUGGAGGAGGAGGCCCCCCGUGCAGCCAAACAACCUAGGCUAGGUGGAGAGAGCCUGGGGCUAGAGCUAAGUCUGAACCUCCCUGGGUCCUAUGAUCCACCAGCCCCAGUAACAGUGGGCAGGCUUGAUACACAGGAGGGCUUGGCUCAGUCAAUGCAAGAUGAUGCGCCAGUCCUGCAAGGAGAGCUGGGAGUUGGAGUUAUUGGGAGGGAGGUCAAGGAGGUAGCUGUAGAAGAAGAGGUCAAGCAGAAUGGAGAUGGAGAGGAGGAGAAGGCCGGGGAGAAGGAGCAGGAGGAGGAACAGCAGGAGGAGCAGGAGAGUACUGGUUCAGCCAACAGCCCCAGUGAAGGACAGCACCUGGGACUAGAUUUCAGCCAGAACCCCCAGAUGUUGACUGGUUCUUGGGCCGAGUAUGCCAACCUCCCAGAGAACUACCUCAGAGGCUGCAAAUGGGCCCCAGACGGCUCCUGCAUCCUCACCAACAGUGCAGACAACGUGCUGCGUGUGUACAACCUGCCUCCAGAGCUCUACAGCUACAACUGGGACCUGCUCACUGAGAUGAGCCCAGUGCUGAGGAUGGCAGAAGGAGACACCAUCUAUGACUACUGCUGGUACCCCAAGAUGAGCUCUCUGGACCCAGACUCCUGUUUCAUCGCCAGCAGUAGCCGCGACAACCCGGUCCACAUCUGGGACGCGUUCUCCGGCGAGGUGCGGGUCAGCUUCCGCCCGUACAACCACCUGGACGAGCUGACGGCUGCCCACUCCCUCUGCUUCUCCCCGGACGGCGCCCAGCUGUACUGCGGCUUCGACAAGGCGGUCCGCGUGUUCUACACCGAGCGGCCCGGACGCAGCUGCGAGGAGAGGCCCACCACGGUGAAGAAGCAGGGCCAAACUGGCAUCAUCUCCUGCAUGGCGUUCAGCCCGUGCCAGUCCGUGUACGCCUGCGGCUCGUACUCCCGCACCGCCGGCCUCUACGACUGCCAGGACGGCUCCUCGCUCGCCCUGAUGCCCACGCGGCACAGCGGCGGCCUCACCCACCUGCUGUUCUCCCCGGACGGACGCCACCUCUACACAGGGGGGCGCAAGGAUCCAGAGAUCCUGUGCUGGGACCUGAGAGACCCUGGCAAGGUCCUGUUUUCUCUGAAGAGGAACGUGGACACCAACCAGCGCAUCUACUUUGACCUGGACCCGUCUGGCAGGUACCUGCUGAGUGGAGACACGGAGGGCGUGGUGUCAGUGUGGGACACCCUCACAGCGCCCCCUGAUGGCAGCGAGGAGCUUCUGCAGCCCCAGCUGCAGUUCCAGGCUCACAGAGACUGCACCAACGGCAUCAGUAUCCACCCCUUCAUGCCGCUGCUGGUGUCGUCCAGUGGGCAGCGGCAGUUCCUCUGGCCCGGCGACAGUGAGGGCGACUCGGCCUCCGACUCCGAGGGCGUCGCCAUGGUGACGUCGCCGCAGGUCCGCCAGGACAACGCCCUGACCCUGUGGUGGGCCGGCCCAUUGUGCCCUGCAGGGGAGGGGGGGCAGGAGCAGACCGCAAUCGUGGUGGAGGACUAGCCCAACUGUUCAGCUGUCCCUUCUCUCUCCUUUGGACUAAACCAAACUUAAAACUGCCAUUUAGUUCGAACAACAAUAUUGUCAAAGAUGUCACUGGGUUUUACAGAGUGUUCAUUGUAUCCAAACGCUGAUGUGUUUAGUCAGCAAACCAUGCUAACAUGCUAAUGUCUAGGCUCAACAUUAUCUACCGAUCACCCCCGGCAACCACUCAGGGCCAAAGCCAGACUCUAGUCUCACAGCACCGUGUGGAUGUACAUGUAUCUUCCAGUGAUGCGUCUCCUAGGGGAGUGUUUACCUGUCUACAUUGAAGCUCAGACCUGCCUCAAAUGCUUUGAUCGAACGCUUGUAUUUGUGGGUGUGUUUGAUUUCUCUCACUUGGCACUCCUGUGUCUGUUCUAUUGCUGCAAAUGCACAGGGGGAAUUAAAUCAAGCACGCCCCAAGUACGGUACAGGUAUUUUCGAAUGAUAUUUGAUGCAGGUUUGGUCUGUAGUGCGGCCGGAGGAAAUGGCCCUUCUGCUGUAGUUAAGUGCCAUUCAUAAGUGAGCUUUGAUUUCAUAAGUGAGCUUUGGUUUGUAACCAGACAUUAGGUAUCCUUCUGGUGGUCUUUUUAAAUUGUCGUGUGUGCCAAGGUGUCGCUGUACACGCGCCAGUAAAUGUAUAUUUUUGUAAAGCCAUGAUGUUUUUGAAUGUACUUAUAAACUGUAAGCAGCUAGCGUUUCUGCUGUGACCUCCACCAUCAA